CGAGAGGCUGACACUAAACUAGUGGUGGGCAGAGCUACAAGCGUCUAGAAACAAACAGAACCCGAAACGAGUACAGUUUCAUUUUAAAGGAAGACGUGGUGUGUAUGGUACGUGUGCUUAGGAAGGAAAAUGGAAGCACCUUUGUCUCCAAGAGAAUCUGGGAAAUUUAUAGCAGAGAACAGCAAAGAUGUAUUCAUUGAGGAGGAGGGAGUUAAGAAGGUAGCAGAGAUGCUGUAUGCUGAAAGAGGCUGUGAAGUGUUCACCGCGCAAGGCUGGAAACAAAUGAACCCGCUGGCUCCGGUAUGCAUGAGUGACGAUGCAGUAAACUGGGUGUUUGUGGUGGACACUCUUAAUUUCUCCUUCUGGUCUGAUAAAGAUGAUGAGCAGUGUUUGGUGACAUACAAGGAUAAAACAUACAGUGGGUAUAUGUCACUUUGUGCUGCUAUCAGCAGGGCAAUGGAUGAAGGUAUUCCAAUCACAGAGGCAUCGUAUUUUGCAAACAUGGCCUUGGAUGAUCUGAAGCAUGUAUUGCGUUCAGACAACAAUGUGCCGAUGCCCAUGAUUAAAGAAAGGCAUCAAGCUCUUACCGAGGCUGGAAAAGUGCUGUUGGAACACGACGGCUCUUUCCUUAAGUUUAUUAGAAAGGGGGGCAACAGCGCUGAAAAAAUGAUCAAGCUCAUUGUGGAGACUAUACCAUCAUACAGAGACGAAGCUACUUUCGAGGGUAAAAAAGUUGCUUUUUACAAAAGAGCACAGAUCCUUGUGGCAGAUUUCUGGGGCAUAUUAGAAGCAAGAGGAGAGGCCAGCAUUCCUGACAUUGGUUACCUGACAAUGUUCGCUGACUACCGGGUCCCACAGGCUCUCGUCUACCUGGGGGCACUGAGGUACUCCAGUGAGCUAAUGAAGACUCUCAAGGAAGGAGUGAUUUUGGCAUCUGGAGAUCGACAGGAAGUGGAAAUCCGGGGCUGUUCCAUUUGGUGUGUUGAGAGGAUCAGGGAGCAGUUGUGGGAUAUUGCUGAACAAAGAGAAGGGUGCAAACUGGAACAUGUCAACUCAGCUGUUAUUGAUUUCUACCUGUGGCCCUAUGCCAAGGAACAUCAUGUGGAAAUGGCACAUAUUCCAAUCCAUCACACUCGCAGCAUUUAUUACUAGCCCAAUUCACAAUUACAUUUUAUUUUUAAAUGUCUGUUUUGAUGAAUAAAAAAAAAAAAACUUUAAUAAAGUGCACCAGUGUUAUCU
This is a messenger RNA of Acipenser ruthenus (sterlet), 1239 nucleotides long. It is a transcript of the gene qng1, whose product is annotated as Q-nucleotide N-glycosylase 1. The record is from RefSeq and is a predicted model, not a curated record. Bases 130 to 1152 code for a protein of 340 amino acids. The transcript has 5 exons. Lineage: Eukaryota; Metazoa; Chordata; Actinopteri; Acipenseriformes; Acipenseridae.